This is a messenger RNA of Bradysia coprophila, 1044 nucleotides long. RefSeq names its product Peptidoglycan recognition protein LB (gene PGRP-LB). The record is from RefSeq and is a predicted model, not a curated record. Gene Ontology annotation, molecular function: peptidoglycan binding; zinc ion binding; N-acetylmuramoyl-L-alanine amidase activity. Gene Ontology annotation, biological process: innate immune response; peptidoglycan catabolic process. NCBI's taxonomy places the organism in Eukaryota, Metazoa, Arthropoda, Insecta, Diptera, Sciaridae.
UUUAUAUUUCUCACUAUAGACUAGUUCCAAAAUGAAUCCAACCUUCGUGCUGAGUAGAUCGCAAAUUAAUUUUUGUUGAAAUUGUUUUAAAAAUAUGAUUAUACUAGACUUUUAUGUGUGAUAUGCUGAUGUGAUAACGAUACAGUCGUAAUUAUUAUAUUUAUUUAUAAACAUUCAUUCAUACGAAUUUGUGUAUUUUUAUUAUUGUGAGUUGGAUCUUCACCUAUAGAUUGAUUCGCGAAAGUCUGCUAAUUACGUUUGGUUUUUAUUUUAUUAUUAUUUCGAAUUGUGAAUUCAUUUCGGAUUUGUGAAUUUAAUUAAAUUUAUGUGACGGAAAUAAAAUGGGCAACAACAGAAUGUUCGCAACAGUUACAUUGGUGGUUAUUUUCGUGUACUUCGUAGCUAACACAAUAUCUCUGGCAGUUGUUACCAGAAGUGAAUGGGGAGCAAACCCAUCAAAAUUGGUCGAAUGUACAAAUGGAUCAGCACCGCAUGUAUUGAUUCAUCACUCGUACAUACCAGCCCAUUGCAACAAUACCGACGACUGUAAACGUGCGAUGCGAUCUAUGCAAAAUUUUCACCAGAAUGAACGAGGAUGGAAUGACAUCGGAUAUAACUUUGCAAUUGGAGGCGAUGGACAAAUUUAUGAAGGAAGGGGAUUCAGUGUAAUCGGUGCUCAUGCACCUAAAUAUAACGUUAAAAGUGUCGGUAUCUGUUUGAUUGGCGAUUGGUCAGAUGAACUACCACCGUCACACAUGAUUGAAAACGUCCAUCGUCUAAUAGAGUUCGGCGUUAGCACCGGAAAAAUACAAGAAAAUUACACUCUAUUGGGUCAUCGACAGGUGAGAAAUACACAAUGUCCGGGUGACAAACUGUUUAAGGAAAUAUCAACAUGGAAGCAUUUUGAAGCAUUGCCACGAGUAUUCACUGACGAUAAUGUUUAAUCGAUAAAAAUAUUUUCUUUAUAUAAAUUUAGCGAUAGUCUUUGAUCGAACAAAUGUUUUGCUCAUUAAAAAUGAAUUUCGGUUGGGUAACGACCCGAUG